GACCUCACCAGACAUGCCAUUAUACAUGCAGCUAAAAAAAGGUCAAAAUGAAGGUAACUCUCCUCUUUGUGAUUGCAGCCAGCUUCUUGGCCAGUGUACUGGCUAACUACAGUGACAUCAAAUCCUGCACCUUUACAGACAGCAAAGGGAAGAAAUAUGACCUGAGUGGACUCAUUGCUGCAGAUGAGAUGGCCUACUCGUGGUCUCAGCAACUAUGGGAUACGUCUGACAACAUAUACUCAAACCCUGACUUCUCUAACAAGAAGAACUACAUGUUUCAGUUGCAGAUCUGCCGUAACAUCACCAAACCUAUCCACCCCGAAGCUUGCAAUGUCUCCGCUGCCACUUACAUGUAUGAUGAGACCACCAAGGGCUGUGUCUCUUUUGGAAAGCUGGAGCUGGCUACCUUUGAAGAAAACCCUUUCGGAGAUGGUAUUCAUCUGAACCUCUACUAUGGGGACACCGUGACACACACUCUCCGUUACAAGGGCAAGAUCUAUUUUGUGUGUGACCAGACCAAGAUUAUGGACGGUCCUGUGUUUGAGCACCUCAAGGACAACUAUGACGGCCACUUCCGUAUUAAUACGAAGUAUGCUUGUUAGAUUUUUAAUAUACCCUCUACCAAACAGAUCGAUCGAUGUUGACUAUAAUAGAAUUACGCUUAUAAUAAUAGCAAAAACUAUAUACUGUAUAAAUGUUGUUCUUGAAGAAUGAAGUGGUUAUAAUUA
Messenger RNA from Halichondria panicea, 728 nucleotides. RefSeq lists its product as uncharacterized. The record is from RefSeq and is a predicted model, not a curated record. The transcript has 4 exons. The coding region runs from base 48 to 602 and encodes 184 amino acids. NCBI's taxonomy places the organism in Eukaryota, Metazoa, Porifera, Demospongiae, Suberitida, Halichondriidae.